UUGAUUGUUUACCACUUACGGUCCUACUUAUUUUGGACUAACAAUUGUUGAUUUGUUUUGUUUUGUUAAUAUUGCUAAAACAUUUCAAGGAUGUCGCGGAACUACGAGUAUACGGAAACCCUUAAGAUAGAGCCCCUUGAUCUUAUUUACGAGGAUGACAUGGAAUUUUUGGACAUCGAACCACCGCCUGAAAAAGAGGAAAACGAAGAGCCGGUAAAAUUAAAGCGACUGGUUUGCAAUCGAAAUGGCUGCACUUACUCCACCGACAGACGCAGGGAUUUGAAACGCCACAGGCGCUCCGGAAAGCACGAGCACGAGGAUUACCAAUCCGACUCCGAAUCCGAUGUCGAUCGAUCCCUGUUCACCUGCAAGGUGUGCGAUUACAAGACGGCCAAGCGAUUCUGCUUUCAGCGGCACAAGGAAUCCCGACGCCACCUCAUGAAGGAACUGGAGGCCUGCGAACAGCUGAUGGACGAGGCGGAUAGGGCGGAAAUUCACAGGAAGCGCAGGAAAAGAAGGGAGGAGAUGGAACCAGAGGCUUCCGAUUCUGAUGUAUCUCAGGAAAAUUACACAACCCCGUUAAAAUCCUUCCAGAACAAGAAGGAGGCACCACAGAGCCUCCUGGAGCCCAGCGACUACAUAGAGUAUUUAUCCCAGGAUGCGGAACACUUAGUGGAGGAGACAGAGGAUGAAUAUCCCACCUUCAAGCCAAGCAACUCCACCUUGGAGUGCGACGUCUGUGAGUACAAAACAGCCAGGAAAUUCGCCUUUGUUCGCCACCUGCAAUCAUCGAGGCACCUGGCCAAAAUGGAAGAGCGGGAUAAUGGCUAUGAGGCGGAAAACCAGCUGGAGGAGAUCGAUGGCGAUUUGGAGGAGUUCGACGAGCAGGAUAUUCAUCAUGAGCUGGAGGAGGAUAUAAAUGCCAUGACACAUCAAAAUAGUAUAGAGGAGAUAAAUACCCUGAAAGAGGAGAACGUAAUGGUGGAGAUUGAUGCCCUGGAGGGGCAAAAUGGUCUAGGGGAGAUUGGAUCCCUGGUGGAGAUCGAUGGGCUGGACCAAACAGAACCCAGAUUCGAUGUGAUUGAAUAUGCAGCUGCAGAAGAAAAUGUUUACGAGGAGAUCGUUUACCUGCCCACCGAAGAGCAUCAGGAGGAUAUCUGUUACUUUAUAGCGCUCGAACAAUGACUAGUCGUACGAAUUUCCUAUUAAAUAGUUC
Drosophila takahashii is the source of this 1216-nucleotide messenger RNA. RefSeq lists its product as uncharacterized. Lineage: Eukaryota; Metazoa; Arthropoda; Insecta; Diptera; Drosophilidae. The record is from RefSeq and is a predicted model, not a curated record.